GUAGGUAGAAAAAAGCUUAUAUCAUUUUUAAUAUCUACUAUAAAACUUAAGGCCAUACCUGCUCUCAUAACCUAUUUUGAAAAAUGUUGUAAAGUACCACUUUAAACAUUUUCAUUCAUAGAAAUAGUGAUUAGAACAAAUACCAACUCGACACCUAUUGCUCCGGUUUCAUUCUUCAUACGCCCUUUGCGAAGCAUCGCCAUAUUUGUUUGUUUUCAAAUCACCUGCGAACGAGCGAGCGACGACGUCAUUGAAGUAAAAGUGCUGACAGCGCGAAAACUUCAUUCACUUUCGGGUCUUCGUAACAUACAGACGAGAGAGAGGGACGAGCACUUGUCUCUUGGAAAAUUGUUGUGUUAUCGCGCUUGUUGUGUCAUUGUUUUGUGUCUUUUUAAAAUUCCAUUUAAAUUUCAAGCGACAACAUCCAUCAAAAGCUUUGUGGUUUGGAAUAGCAGACAGAAUUGGCAAGCCUGCUGACGGCGAAGAGAUUGGCUGCCACCAUGGCAUGUAAGGAAAAGUGAAUCGAGGCCAAACGAGCAAACGCACAGACACACGUACAUCGGUUCCUUUCACUUGACGCUGGAAACCCUUUGAGGCGAUGUCCACUGCACCGGAGGGUUGUUCCGUGGCCGGGGACGACGACGACGAUGGCGAUGGGAGCAGUAGUGUCACGUGGCAUCGGUUACUGCUGGCAGGGAGAAGCAGCAGCUUCUUUAAUACACCAGAACCAGCGGAAGAAAGCGCUCCGGAGAGUCUGCUUUCGGAUGCUACCGAAACGGCUGGAGAAGAGGAGGAUGCCUUGAACGCUGUGCUGCGGAACGAGGGCUCUACGAAUUAUGAUUCGGGAAACUUUUCGUUCUCGGAAAGUUCCAAGGGGAAGACGGCAGCGAGUCCGGGAAGUCAGGAUUUGGCCCACGAGCGGUUCGUGCAGCUGAAUACGGAGCUGUAUCAGACGCGGACGGAGCUGUUGACGUACAAGUACAAAUGGAACGAAAUCCGGAACGAAGUUGAGCUGGAGUGGACCAAGAAGCAUCGGCGGCUGGAGGAUGAAAAGAGCGGUCUGCAGCAGGAGGUGGAACGGUUACAGGAAUUAUUACGGGUGUCGGAGGGCAGGGGAUUGACGGGUGGAAGCUCGUUGGAGAUUUUGAAGUUACAAUCAGAGCUGGAUCAGGCAAAGAUUCAGCUCGACUGCAAGGAUCGUGCAAAUGUGGUCUUGAAGGAGAAGAUUGCCGAGCAGUACUGUGAUAGGGAGAGUCUUUCGCUGGAGGUGAGGAAACUGGGGAAGAUUUUGUUGGAGAUCAAGAACGAGCUCAGUUCGGUGCGCAGCUCUGAGCAGUGGUUCCGCGAUGAGUUACAUACGUGCCAAAAUGUGAACGCCAAAUUGAGGGAGAGUAAUUUACAGCUAGAGAAUCGUAUAAGUAUAGAAAAAUCCAACAACGAUCGAUUGAAACUGGAACUGCAGCAAGUGAUACGGAACGCGGAGGAGGUUGAGCGAAGGGCUAUCAAGGAAAAGGAAGACCUGCUGGAAAAGUUGAGUCUCAUAGAGGCUUCCAACAAGUUGGAAAACGUUUCCGAUUUCGUGCUGGAAGAAACGCUUCAAAAGUUGAAGGAUUCGUCAGAGAAGAUCAAAUUUCUCACUGACACCAACAAUGACUACCAGGAAAGAACGGAACAACUGGAACGCAACCUUGCAAUCCUCCAAAGCAGUCUCUUCAGUCAAGAAGCCCUCACCGAAGCGUGUAAAAAUAAACAAAGUGAAACCAUAUCGAGAAUCGCAACCCUCGAGACAGAAAACGCCGACCUGAAGGCAGCCAGGGAGCAUGCCCGGCAGGAGAACACCCAGCUCCAUCUGGAUGUCGCGCGGCAGAACUUUACCAACCGAGACCUAGAUGUCAGCAUUGGGCACCUGCGGGCGCAAUUGCAAGUUUUAUCGAUAAACUUUGAAAACACGCGACGAGCGCUGGCUGUGAAGGAAUUUGCGGCGGACAAGUUGGACCAGGAUAAUCGCGAGCUUCGGGAACGGUUUGUCCAGGUGGAACGAUGUCGCAAGGAUCUGCAGCGCCGGCUGAGCAUGAGUGAGGCCGUGGCGAAGGAACAGUACGAGCAACUGCUGGCCAACUUCCGUACGAUCCAGUCCAAGAACUUGGACCUUGAGUUGAAACUAGGUCAGUGCGCGGAGUACAAUGAAAAGUUCCGGAGGAGCGAACAGGUCGUUCGGCAGCUGAAGCAGGACAUCGGGGAGUUGCAGGAACGGCUGCAACGGGAUGCGGCAAAGAUGAGCUCGAGUAGCGAGAGUUCCAUCGGAACGAGUAUUAGCGGUAGCAGCUCGGAUAACAGCAGGGAGGAAGCUUCUGAGGACGCUAAGAACAGCAACACGUGUCAGAAGCAUGGCCAGAGUCUUCCCGAGGACGAUACGCGUGAGCUGAAGAUUCUGCUGAAGGUGAUCGAGAGCGAACAUCGCCAGAAGCUGAAGCGGUACGAGCUGAACAACAGAACGCUGUUGCGUAAGGUCAAGGAACACGAGCGUGCGCGCAAGGUUGCUGAACAGCAGGUGGAGUCGCUGGAGAAAGAAGUUUGCCGAAUAUCGUCGAUGGAGUGUGAGCUGGCUGGGAUGAGGGAAAAGACGAUGUUGCUGGAAGCGGAUCUGGAAUCGGCGGUUGGUGAACGUGACACGCUGAAGGGAGAGAAGCUGCGAUUGGCGAUGGCUUUGCAGAACAACUGCUUGGUACAGGUAGAUGAGGACAUCUGGAGCUCGUUUCAACGUAUUUUUGCUGAUUUGAGAGACAAGCAGCAUGUUAGCAAGGAGAAUCAACGCUUCAAGGAACUUCUUCAGAUUAGUGAGAGGAAGAUUCAGCAAUUGGAAGAGGAGCUCAAGCAGUCACUGUCUUCGUCCGAGGAAAAGAGUACGGUAAUUGAAAAUUUGAAACUCGAAGGUGAAAUCCAACGCGUUGAGAGUGAUGAAAUACGGUCGGAACUGACAGUCAAGCGCUUCCAGUUGGAAGAUUCCCAAAGAAUCCUAACCGAAAUAAGCAGCGAGCGGAACUCACUGCAAGAUUCCAUCGGAACUCGCCAGCUGGAGGAGAGCAAACUUCGGGAUCAGAUCGACGAGCUGCAGAAGAAGCUUCAGAUUUGUGUAGUUCAGCUGGAGACGGCUUACGCACGACUUCAGCUUUACGAAGAGUCCGAGCGGGUUCUGGAAGAAUCCCGGCAUCGAUUCUUCAACGACGUACAGAUACUGCGAGACGAAAUCAUCGCCGAGAAGCAGGAAAAGCAGGCACUACAGGACGCCGUGGCGGAACUGAAAACGGAACUGGUCCGCAUGGUGGAAUGUAAUCUCAAGAGUGACCACAUCGCCAGUGACCAAACCGACAACAGUGUCGCCAGCGUUCCCAGCCUUGAGUCUAGUGGCGGCGAUUCGACGGCACCGGCAGCUGCCAGGUUCGACGAAGAAUCGCUAAAAGCGCUCGUUAGCGAGUGUUCGCGACGGAGUUCGGUAAGACCCCUUCAGGAAUGUGUCGCUUCGCUGCGGGCGGAGAUGCAUCAGCUGAACUCGGUGGUGCGGCAGAACGGUAACCAGCGGUACCACGUGGUUUCGCUGAUGGAGGAACUCCAGGACGCGACCAAUGGGACGUACAACAGUAGAUGAGUUUAGGCGCGUGAUUUCCUCCGCGGGGAAGGCAAAUUAGCGAGAAGUGGGAGGAAAUUCGUGGUUUGACGAGGUGGGAUUCGUUUCUGAAGAGAAUUUGGUACUUAACGUUCAAUUGCAUACUUUCAACUAGAGUGAAAGUGGUUGUCAAUUGAAUGUUUAGUUAGUUUAAAUGUUAUUGCUUGGGGAGAGGUUCUUUGGCAGCACAGUAUUUGCAAUUGUUGUCCACUAAACGAUUUGAAUGGAAAAUACAAUUAAUGAGGAAAAUACAACGAAAUUUUGGCAACACAUUAGAGCGUUGUCAGUAUUUCAGUAAAUAAGUAAUUUUCUUCCGGAAUCGUCUUGUUGUACAUCUCUGGAAGAGAUAUUGAAAAAUAUCAGUCAAGCAAUACUCUUUAAAGAUUUGACAACACUGUCAUAAAAUCCAGCUGCUUUAGAAUGAUUGCUCGUACUUUUUAAAGCGAGAGGUAGGAAUUUGUCAUUGAAAUCUGAAUUCAUUUUUAUCAAAAUUUGAGCUGCUCUGUUGGAUACAUUUUCCGAUUAGCCAAACACUUUGAUGAUCUGGCAACCCUUCCAUAAGUGUUAUCCAUUGAAGUGGAAGUCAGCAGUAUUUUUAGAUGAAAAAAAAAAAAUACUUUCAGAAUUACUGCGCAAUACAUUGUUCAAUAAUUUUAAAAACCUUUUCGAUAAAAAAUUGAAGAUCUGGCUAGCUGAAUUUCUUGAUAUUUUUAGAUAGAAUGUUGUAGGUUUUCAAUGGAAAUUACAUGAAGAUCUAAUAAUAUUGAAUACCUACUAAAAGAUAUUUGAAAAAAAAAUCUGGUGAUCUGGGAACACUGCCAUGUAUCCGUGUGCAAAUAUAUAAUUAAUGAAUUAUUAGGAACCAUUUUAUCUCUAGUUUCGUAAAUUAAAAUUCAACUUAUGCAAAUACUGUGCUUCUACUGAACCUGAGACUGUUCUUACAAAAAAAUCGUCACUGUUUGUUAGAGAUGUACGUUUCACUGGUUGCGCCCAUUCUUCACCGUGCACAUAAACUACGUAGCACCGUUUUUUUCGCCAUGACCGAGAUUACCAACCAAUACAAAAAAGCGUUGCUCAAACAUAACUUCAUUUAAAAAUCACAAUUUAUCAAUAAGAUCCAUCAAUGUUAGUUGUAAAAAAUAAUGGAAAAGACAGUAAGAAAGUCAACUCAAAAUAGAAAAAAAAUGUUAAGCACCGGUUCAACUCUCAACCCACAGGCCACAUCAAUGUUAGAUUAGUGCAAACGUUACAAUUUAGACACAAAUUACACAGGAAAGAAUAAGUUAGCAGGGCCCUCCAUACUAAAGUGACUGUAUGUAAAUUUGGGGUUUUUUUAUGUAAUUUAAAAGUUUGUUGGUCACUUUGGUUGCGACGGCCUAGCAAAUAGAUUAGUUGACAUUAGAGUACUUAUUAGGCUAUAGCGAAAGUAGCUUCCAAUUGCAUUUCUAGUUGUUUAAGUUCCUUUGGCUUGUUUAUUUUAUAUCGAGAGUAUUUGCCUACUUUUUCACUAAAGCUUUAAUUGAAAUCGAAUUUAUUUUGUUCUUACAAAAAAACAGAAGAUGCUUUGUUCAACUGUGAUGCUUUAAGUUAUUUUAUUCGUUCCAAGUAUAUAUGCAAAAGCGUUUUAAUACUUCUCAGAUAUGCCACUGCACUAAUCGUUUCGCCUGUACACAAUACUAAUUUAGUACUACGAUUUAUCGCUAAUUGGAGGCAAUUUGAGUGAUAGCUUGCUAAUUAAAUCGCUAGUUCAGCAACUGUUUGAGGUGUAAUUAUCCUGUUCUCCUGACAAGGAGAGCGACUUAGCAAAGUGUAGGAGAGCAAAAUAUCAUCGAUACACAUAUUUACCCAUCUUUAGCGUAGAUAUUUAUUCAUCAAUUCAGAAUGUCCGGAGGGGAUUUGUAAAUGUAAAAAUGAUUCUUCCAGAAAAAAGUUUGACGGUGGGAUGUUUUCAGGAGAAUCAGCAGAUGAGGUUUACCAUAUAUUUAUUCAUAUUGCAAAAUAGAACACAUUUCGUAGCACCGUUCCGUAAA
This is a messenger RNA of Culex quinquefasciatus (southern house mosquito), 5694 nucleotides long. Its product is annotated as spindle pole body component 110. The coding region runs from base 599 to 3646 and encodes 1015 amino acids. The record is from RefSeq and is a predicted model, not a curated record. Lineage: Eukaryota; Metazoa; Arthropoda; Insecta; Diptera; Culicidae. The transcript is spliced from 2 exons.